AUUUUAUUUUAUUUUCUUUUACAAAUUAUAAAAUUCUAAAGCAAUUAGUAUUUUAUUUUAUUUUAUUUUUUUAUAUUAAAUAAGCUACUUAUCUUCUCUGCCGAAGUCUACUCUUGCACAGCAGGUGUCCUGAUUGUUUGGAGUUGACCGACGGUCAGCGGCAGAGGAUCGGCGGCCGGCUAACAAAAUGCAUCUAAGUGAGAAUGAAGGAAUUGAAGGCGACACCUUCGUGGUGACGGGAGGGUUGGGUUUCGUGGGCUCCGCUCUCUGCAUCGAGCUCGUCCGGCGGGGAGCUCGCCAGGUUCGAUCCCUUGACCUCCGAUCCAACUCCCCUUGGUUCCGCGAUCUCCAGGCUCACAAUGUCCACUUCAUUCAAGGCGAUGUCAGGUGCAAAGAAGAUGUGGAGAGAGCUCUAUGUGGUGCAGAUUGUGUUUUCCACCUUGCUUCAUAUGGGAUGUCAGGAAAAGAAAUGCUUCAAAUGGGGCGUGUUGACGAGGUGAAUAUAAAUGGAACUUGCCAUGUGUUGGAUGCUUGCCUUAAGUUUGGGAUCAGAAGGCUUGUCUAUGUGAGCACAUACAAUGUGGUGUUUGGAGGACAAGAAAUUCUCAAUGGCAAUGAAACCUUACAUUAUUUCCCUAUAGAUUCUCAUGUCGAUUCAUACAGCCGUAGUAAAUCUAUUGCUGAACAGUUGAUUCUCAAGAGUAAUGGUCGUCCUUUCAAGAAGAAGAAUGGGAAAUGUCUUUAUACCUGUGCAGUUCGUCCAGCUGCUAUCUAUGGACCGGGCGAAGAGAGGCACCUUCCGAGGAUAAUAUUUCUUUCGAAAUGGGGGCUGCUGCCAUUUGUAAUUGGUUAUGCAGGUGUGAAAACAGACUGGGUUUAUGUGGAUAACCUUGUACUGGCACUAGUAUUAGCAAGCAUGGGACUUUUGGAUGACAUUCCUGGAAAAGGAAGACAUCCAAUAGCUGCUGGCCAGCCCUACUUCAUAUCUGAUGGCGAUCCAGUCAACAGUUUUGAAUUCAUCCGCCCUCUGCUCAGAAGCCUGGAGUAUGACCUGCCAGAGUCUUCAGUAAGUGUCUCCAAAGCUUGCAGCCUGGGAAAGACUUUCGAAGCCAUCUAUACAUUUUUGUAUCCAUGGUUGAAUCAAUGGUGGGUUCCUCAGCCUCUCAUCCUUCCUGCUGAAGCAUACAAGGUUGGUGUUACACAUCACUUCUCUAUCCUCAAAGCAAGAGAGGAGCUUGGUUAUGUGCCAAUGGUGAGUCCUAAAGAAGGGAUGGCUGCAACCAUCUCAUACUGGAAGGAGAGGAAAAGGAGAGGCCUGGAUGGGCCAACCAUAUAUACAUGGCUGUUCUGUGUGAUUGGAAUGGCUGCACUCUUCUCUGCUGCUUACUUGCCACAUGUUGGACCUGUGCGACUGGUUAGAGGCGUAGGGCUUUUCUUUUUCCGCUCGAUGUGGGCACUGAAGAUGAUAUAUGUUUUAUCUUUAGCAUUGCAUAUUGGUGAGGCCAUAUAUGCAUGGCAUCUUGCCAAAAGGGUCGAUCCUGCAAACUCGAGAGGGUGGUUUUUCCAGACUUUUGUACUUGGGAUAUUUUCAUUGCGGUAUUUGUUGAAGAGAGCCCAGAACUGCGUUGCUGAAUUGUGAAAGUUUUUUCCUUCGCAGCAUGUGUCACUGUAAUUUCUAUUGCCCCUUCUGUUUGCUCUAAAUACUAUUUGUAAAAUCUUAUAGCCUGAGAGGUGGAGACAAAAUUCUGGUGAUUGGGUGUAAACCUUGGCUCAAUCUUCAUAGGUACUUAAUUUGAAUUUUAUUUUGUUUCCAUAAAA
This is a messenger RNA of Malania oleifera, 1818 nucleotides long. RefSeq lists its product as uncharacterized. Gene Ontology annotation, biological process: steroid biosynthetic process. NCBI's taxonomy places the organism in Eukaryota, Viridiplantae, Streptophyta, Magnoliopsida, Santalales, Ximeniaceae. The transcript is spliced from 5 exons. The record is from RefSeq and is a predicted model, not a curated record. Bases 188 to 1639 code for a protein of 483 amino acids. Gene Ontology annotation, molecular function: 3-beta-hydroxy-Delta5-steroid dehydrogenase (NAD+) activity.